Boleophthalmus pectinirostris (great blue-spotted mudskipper) is the source of this 1902-nucleotide messenger RNA. Its product is annotated as doublesex- and mab-3-related transcription factor A1. NCBI's taxonomy places the organism in Eukaryota, Metazoa, Chordata, Actinopteri, Gobiiformes, Gobiidae. Gene Ontology annotation, biological process: regulation of transcription by RNA polymerase II; sex differentiation. Gene Ontology annotation, molecular function: RNA polymerase II cis-regulatory region sequence-specific DNA binding; protein binding; DNA-binding transcription factor activity, RNA polymerase II-specific. Gene Ontology annotation, cellular component: nucleus. The transcript is spliced from 7 exons. Bases 685 to 1902 code for a protein of 405 amino acids. The record is from RefSeq and is a predicted model, not a curated record.
AGCCUCCAUUUUGGAUAAUUAGUUCUGACACUACCUUUUCCCUGCGGUGUUGAUUAGACCUAAUUAAUGACUCCAGGCAAGAUGGAGGAUCGCUGCCCUCACGGAGCUGUUUUCAACCUCCCCAGGGGGAAAAGUUGUGAUUUGAGCCAUGCGGAGAUGACUUGACAAGUUGCCCGCGCAGUCCGAGAAGAUCUCAAAGAUGAAGAGAAACCCGGCCUGACAGAGACAAAUUGGCUUGUUUUGUUGUUGGGGAAAGUGUAGCAUUCAUCUGUCACUUUAGGCCUGUUGACAAGACACAAGUGUGGGAUGUGAUUGACAUACAGUAGAUGGAGAACAAAAUCCAAAGAGAACUUGGACAGAAUACACGUCCCAACUUUCCCAGUAGCAGACUUCAGGUGUGCGUACGAGUGUGUGGAGGAGAUCUGAAGACUCACAGAUCUGACAUGUAACCUGGCCUGGUGACAUCACAUGGUUGUCUUCAUGGAGAUGCUGCAUUUGCGCUCACUUCCACCAGAUUAACCCUCCAUUCAUCUGGGUGCAAAUAAACAUGAUAGGGCUUUAGCUGCCUGAGAAGGAAGAGGCGGGACCUGGGUGUUGAGUUUCAGACCCGGCCACCUGGAAAGUUGCAUAAAAGGUGCAGCACUAAGAAGCCAGUGUCACUAGAGCCAGCCUCCACUCAGAGCUAUGGAAAGCAGGAUUCGACCACUGAGCCUAUCCCCGCACGCCGCCUCUCCUCUGGGGACCAUCCCAGUGCCCCCCUCUCUACUCCGACCUCCUCCGCUCUUCCUCCGGGCCUGUAACCCCACUCUGGAAAGGGGCUACCCGCGUACACCCAAAUGCGCCCGCUGUAGGAACCACGGCGUAGUUUCGGCUCUAAAAGGCCACAAGCGUUUUUGUCGAUGGAGGGACUGCGUGUGCGCCAAGUGUACCCUGAUCGCGGAGAGGCAGAGGGUGAUGGCUGCGCAGGUGGCGCUUCGACGACAGCAGGCCCAAGAGGAGAACGAAGCCCGUGAGCUGAGGUUGAUGUACCCAGGAGGAGCGGGGAUCGUCGGGGAGAGUGGGGUACCUCAGGGCUCCGCAGUGGGGCCCUCUACACCUUCUCCAUCUGCUCAGACUCCUCCUGGAUUUGAAGUUUUUGCCGCAGAACCCCAAAAAGACGAUGCCAAGGUGAACACUUUUCCCCUUUAUAGUGGAUUCAUGGGCCACCCUAUGUUUGCCCCUCACUCCUCUCGACUCCCAUCUCCCCACGACAAAGAGCUGUCACCAAACCACGACAACUGCGCCUCCCUCAGCGACGACAGCCCGAGCCCACCGCCGCGAUAUGACCCGCACUCGGACAGUCCUCGGCGCUCUUCAUCCUCUGAUUUGGAGUCGGGAAACGAGUCUGACAAACCGACUGCUGAGCGGGACCCCACCGACAUCAUGGCCAAAAUCUUCCCUCACCAGAAACGCGACAUGUUGGAGUCGACAGUGCGGACUUGCAAGGGGGACAUUGUCAAAUCAAUAGAACUCAUCCUGAGCGCUAAAGAGAACAAAAUCGACCCAGAUCUUAGCGCAGUGAGACCUCCUGCGGGACUGCCUGGAGCUCUCAGUGCCGUGGGCAACAAAUCGGCCUUCUCUGCAGUGCACAUGCCCCCCACACCCGCAGGAGGCGACAGCGUGUACGGCCUCGGUCCUCGCCUCAGCAUGGGCCCCCUCAGGCUAGCUUACUCAAGCGCUAAUGCGGCAGGUGUGACGGGCUUUAUGUCUCCAUACGUGACGUCCGGACUCAUGCCCGUGUUCCCCCUGCGCCCUCCACUGGACUCGUACCCAUUCCCAAACAUGAUCCGAGACCUGUCCUAUCUCCAAAGCAAAGAGUCACUAUGCAACACCGGUCUAUACACGCGACUAAAUGAUAAAUGA